GGUGACGGCGGGUGGGUGAGAAGCAGCAGAAGGGGUAACGCAAGUUACCCGUCGUCGUCUGCAUAUAAUACAGGAACGAUGGUGAAUAGGCCGAGUACAAUGGAGGACGAGAUGCUGCUGAUGGCCAGCAGCCGUCAGCAGCAUCAGAGGAAACGGUGCCCUCCUGGUGUGAAAUGGCUCAAAAGGGCCUGUUUUGGGGGAGAGAGAGGUGCAAACUUUUCUCUGGAACAGUAUCAAGUGGCUGUUCUGAUUUUGACGUUUAUCGCUUAUUCCAUGUAUCACAUGUCUCGCAAGCCGCCUUCGAUUGUGAAGAGUGUUUUGGACCCAGAUGCGCAUGGAGGUGCCAGAGGUUGGGCUCCUUUCGAUGGGAAGAUGGGUCAGGGGUUGUUGGGAGAAGUGGAUGUGGCCUUCCUCGCCGCUUAUUCUCUGGGCAUGUACUUUAGCGGCCACUUAGGCGAUCGGUUGAAUCUGCGGCUAUUUUUAGGUGCCGGCAUGCUUGGCAGUGGGCUGUUCACAUGCCUCUUCGGCAUGGGCUAUUUUUGGCGCGUUCAUCACUUAAGCUACUUUAUCGUCAUCCAAGUGUGCGCUGGACUCUUCCAGUCAACGGGAUGGCCCAGCGUGGUCACCUUUGUUGCAAAUUGGUUCGGUAAGACGCGAAGGGGCUUGAUAAUGGGGAUAUGGAACGCGCACACGUCGGUGGGGAACAUCCUGGGAGCCCUGCUCCCUGCUGCCGUGCUUCACUGGGGUUGGGGCUGGUCGUUCGUCUUGCCGGGUUUGAUCAUGAUGCUGGGUGGGCUGAUGGUGAUCGCCUUCCUGCCGGUAGAGCCGGAGGACGUGGACUUGCCUCCGACGUAUGUGCGGCGUGCGGAGGGGGUGGUGGAGGAGAGAGACGUGUGCGUGGAGAGGGGGGAGAGCUCGGAGGGUGAGGGUUCCGAGGGGGAGGGGGAGGGGGAGGCGGCCGUCCUCGAUUGUGGCAAGGGGAAAGGAGUGUUGGUAAGAACAUCCACGAGCCUUCGUCUUGGUGAGAGAGAGGACGAUGACMCCCCCCCAUCUCCCCCCCCCCCUCCAGUUAGCGAUUUGACGAUGGAGAAGAGGGUAUGGCCUGCGGCGGCGGCCGCCGAAGAUGCGGUGGAUGAGAAAGUCAAGCUGGGCAACAACAACAACAACAACAACAACAACAACAACAACAACUAUACGGUCGUGGAUGAGCAUCAUCUCACCAGGGAGAGCAUUGGGUUCCUGGAGGCUUGGAGGAUUCCCGGCGUGGCUGCGUUCGCCUUCUGCUUGUUCUUCUCGAAGCUCGUGGCCUACACGUUCCUCUACUGGCUCCCAUUUUAUGUGAAACAUACACAAAUCGCAGGGCAGGUCCUAACAGAUGCGGAGGCGGGAGAUCUGUCGACGCUGUUUGACUUCGGUGGGAUUGUGGGAGGAGUCAUUGCGGGCUAUCUUUCCGAUCGAUUCAAUAUGAGUGCCGUCGUUGCAACCGGCUUCUUGUACCUCUCCAUUCCCGUUCUGUAUGCCUACUACUUGUACGGGAGCGUGUCCUUUGUACUCAAUAUUGGCUUGAUGCUCACCUCUGGGUUGUUGGUGAAUGGGCCGUAUGCGCUGAUCACGACGGCAGUAUCAGCGGACCUGGGAACGCACGAAUCGCUGAGGGGGAAUGCCAAGGCAUUGGCCACGGUUACUGCGAUCAUAGACGGCACGGGUUCAAUUGGAGCGGCGCUGGGGCCGCUGGUGACGGGGUUCGUCUCCCAGUUGGGAGGGGACGAAGAAGGGUGGAGGUAUGUGUUCUGGAUGCUUAUGGCGGCAGCGUUGGUUGCUGGCCUGCUCCUCACGAAAUUGGUCAUUGCGGAGGUUCGGGAGAAGAUUGCAGAGAAGAGGUUGUAUAGAGUGUUGGACAAUGACGAGCUAGGAGCACUUGUGAAGAGGCUUUUGAGCUAGUCGUCGUGAUCAUCGUGACUGAAAGAUCGAGGGGUUCAUGUCGUUCAUUUUCCUAAGCAGAACUGUAGAAGGAUUUCCCCAAGCCCUGCCCUUCCCCAGUCCUUCCUAUCAUGUACAUUUUUUUCCAAAGAGGAUGAGGCGAAAAUGGUGACGAGGGUGAAGCUGCCAUUGAUGUCUGGUCGGGAAGCUACGGGACAGUCACAGGGAAACAGUGAAGGGGGAGGGUACCUGGCAUCGUCCUGACGAGGAUCGAGGAGGAGCAAAGCUGUCUAUUGAACUCUUUUCCCGAUGGCAGCAUGAAUUCGCUUGUACGGUCGUAGCCCAGUCGGAUGUGUUCUGCACGGCGUGGGUUGCGGCGUAUCAGUGAGAUUUCUUUCACUUCACAAGAAGUUAUAGGCAGGGCAAGAGGGGGAAAACUUGGCGUGUACAUUAACUGGAUCAUCAUCAAUUUGGCGAAUGGUUUCAAAUUUUCGAUUGUAGUAGCAUGGCUGCGGAGGCGGCAUGUAAUGGCGGCAUGAGCUCACCUGUACCUCUGGGAUGUGUGUUCUUCAUGGUGGUAUAUCGCAGCAGCAUUUCAGUGAGAUUUCAAUUGUGACAAAAAGGCACGCAGGGGCCGGCGGCGAGAGGGGAGAGGGAGGGAGGGAUGGAGGGAUGGAUGGAUGGAUGGAUGGAUGGAUGGAUGGAUGGAUGGAGGGAGGGAGGGAGGGGAAUAACUUUGUGUGUAUAUUGAUUGGUUCAUCGAUUUGGCGACGGACCCCACAACAGAGUCGUCGUGUAAAUAGUGGAGAGUGCACUCUGUAUGAUUAGUUUGAUGAACUUUGAUCGCGUUGCGUGUGGCAGCAGACGAGAUAGAUUUCGGUAAGAAUUAUUGUGAGCAGGGAGGUGUUCAGGUUUCACUCGCUCGCUUUGCUCUGCGACUGCCGUGGCUGACGAGAUGGGAAAGGCUGAAGCGGAGGGCUUGACCAGGAAGCUGAAGUCUUUGGUGGCGUCUCAAGCGGUGGCAGUGAAGCUUUGCUUGCAAGCUAAGCCUCUUGAGUUCGGUGGCAAGGCAUCCGAAGCGGCGGCAGAGGAGCAUUGCUCGUGGUUUUCCCGCAUACGUUUGCUGUAUGUAUGGUUUUCAGUCUAACUUGUUGAUUUCACAGUGAGCAGGAGGCUUCGAGAAACUCUGGCGGCAUGACAGAGCUGCACAUGUUCGGUGUGCGCAGAAGAGAGAGCAGAGCAGAAAAGAGAGCAGAGCAGAGGAGAAAAGAGAGCAGAGCAGAAAAGAAAUACCUAUACGAGAGCACGGGGGAGGUCUGUUGCAUAUUGUCUCUGUCUGUUGCGCAUUGUCUCUGUCUGUGGCCACGUCUCACGCACGGAAACAACUCAGAAGAAGAGCAUUAGAUCUUGUAUGCAGAGCACUAAAUUACAAUUCUUUUUGGUUUGCAUUGCAGAAUAUUCAGACAGCAUUAUUUUUUGAGGUUUGUGACCCACGAGAGGUUUUAUUCUUUCUUUGUCGUCUUUCUUUUUUAGGUAGUUUCAGUUUUUUCCCCUAUCUGCCGAAGUGUCUCUAGUGCCCACGUAGUGUCUCUAGGGUUCGAGUCUGUCUGUCCGAGUUUAUGUGUGGACAAACAUUCUCACUUCAUUCAUGAAUCGUGAAUCACGUCAUGGUCAUAUCCUUUGGCUCCUCUUGUCAGAGCCAACACACGGGAGUUGGUUUUCCGUUCACUUUUUUGAAGUUUUUUCCCCAUUUAGGAGAGCUUCUCAGAC
Molecule: messenger RNA, 3690 nt
Organism: Chara braunii
Lineage: Eukaryota; Viridiplantae; Streptophyta; Charophyceae; Charales; Characeae
Source: the annotation of a GenBank genome assembly